Molecule: messenger RNA, 936 nt
Organism: Ruditapes philippinarum (Manila clam)
Lineage: Eukaryota; Metazoa; Mollusca; Bivalvia; Venerida; Veneridae
Exons: 2
Coding region: 108-875 (255 amino acids)
Molecular function (GO): protein binding
Source: RefSeq, a predicted model, not a curated record
UCGGUUCCGUUAUCUAAUUUUCACGAUAGUGAGUUAUUUUGCAUCGUCUGCUAAAUAAGUCUUGAAACCACACUUCAUAUAUUUUUGCGUCCUAGACAGUCGCAAAAAUGUUUGUCUGUUUAUUCUGCGUGAUAUAUUUAAUGUGUUUUUGUGGUUCUAAUGCUUUGUCCGUUGAAGAAAGGUUAAUAAAGGUAGAACAAAUAUUGGAGCAUCAAGAGAAAAUAAUCCGGGACCAAGAAAUUACCAUUAAAAGCCACGAGAAGUAUAAUGCUGAUCUUAAAUUGCGAUUGGAAGUGAUUGAAAACGAAAUGAGAAAACAUGAAAUACUAUCAAAUUCUAAGGAAGUCACAAAUGAUAGUGGACAAAAUCAACGCGCAGAUAAUGUUGAGGAAAAUGCUGUCAACAGCGUCUUAGAUCACAAAGACAUGACGGCAACAGACGAUAUUCAAAUCACCACAUCCAGCCUAAACCGCAUAAUUAAGCGGCAAUCGAAUGGCAUUGCAUUUCAUGCUUAUUUCACAGGAAGUAAAUGCGUAAGGGAGCAUGAACUGAUUGUGUUUGAUACAGUGGAAACAGAUGAAGGCAAUGAUUACAAUCCAGUAGACGGCAUAUUUGUCGUGCCGGAAGCCGGGACGUAUGUGUUUAUGAUGACUUUGUUUUCGCCUUUUGACGAAUGGUCCGUGGUCGAUAUAGUUGUUGACGGGAAUGUAAAAGGAUGGAUAACAACAAAUGCUGAAAACGAUCAAGCAACUGGAAUCGUUGUUGUUCAUGUAAACGUGGGUACCCAUGUAUUUAUUAGAAGAAGUAAGGGCCGUGGCUGCACCAUAAAAGAUGACCUUACUCGAUCAACGUUUACAGGAUGGAAACUGUUUUAAUAACUUCUGAUACUCUGUAGAUAUUGCCUUUAUUAAAAAUAUAUUUUACGAAAUUUAUAUA